UGCCUGCUGCUCGCCCUGGGCUGCCUGCGCGCCGCCGCCCACGGUGCAAGAGCAAAAUGUGAGGAAUCCCAGUUCCCGUGUAGUAAUGGACGCUGUAUUCCUUUACUCUGGAAAUGUGAUGGUGAUGAAGACUGUUCAGAUAGCAGUGAUGAGACUGCUUGUGUAAAGAAGACAUGUGCUGAAUCUGAUUUUGUGUGCAACAGUGGUCAGUGUGUGCCUAACAGGUGGCAGUGUGAUGGGGAUCCGGACUGCGAGGAUGGAUCCGACGAGAGUGCUGAGCUGUGCCAUAUGAGAACAUGCCGGGUAAAUGAAAUCAGCUGUGGUCCUCAGUCAACCCAGUGUAUCCCAGUGUCCUGGAAAUGUGAUGGUGAAAAAGACUGUGACAGUGGAGAAGAUGAAGAGAAUUGUGGCAAUGUGACCUGUAGUCCAGCAGAGUUCACAUGCAGUAGUGGGCAGUGUAUUUCCAAGAGCUUUGUCUGCAAUGGCCAAGAUGACUGCAGUGAUGGCAGUGAUGAGCUGGAGUGUGCACCCCCCACCUGCGGUGCUCAUGAGUUCCAGUGCAAGAGCUCCACUUGCAUCCCUGUCAGCUGGGUGUGUGAUGAUGACGCUGACUGCUCUGACCAGUCAGAUGAAUCUCUAGAGCAGUGUGGCCGCCAGCCUGCCCCUCCUGUGAAAUGCUCUGCCAGUGAGGUGCAAUGCAGCUCGGGUGAAUGCAUCCACAAGAAGUGGCGCUGUGAUGGAGAUCCUGACUGCAAGGAUGGAAGUGAUGAAAUCAACUGCCCUUCUCGAACCUGCCGACCAGACCAGUUCAGAUGUGAAGAUGGGAACUGUAUCCAUGGGAGUAGGCAAUGCAAUGGUGUGAGAGACUGUCUGGAUGGCACUGAUGAAGCUAGUUGCAACAAUGUCAUUCAGUGCUCUGGACCUGGCAAAUUCAAGUGCAGAAGUGGAGAAUGUAUAGACAUCAGUAAAGUGUGUAACCAGCAGAGGGACUGCAAGGACUGGAGUGAUGAGCCCCUCAAGGAAUGUAACAUAAAUGAAUGUCUGGUGAACAAUGGUGGAUGCUCUCAUAUCUGCAGAGACCUUGUUAUUGGCUAUGAAUGUGACUGCCCAGCUGGGUUUGAACUUGUAGACAGGAGAACAUGUGGAGAUAUUGAUGAAUGCCAAAACCCAGGUAUCUGUAGUCAAAUUUGUAUCAACCUGAAAGGUGGCUACAAAUGUGAAUGUAGUCGUGGCUAUCAGAUGGAUCUUGCUACUGGAGUGUGCAAAGCAGUAGGGAAGGAGCCAUGUCUAAUUUUCACCAACCGCCGGGAUAUCAGGAAGAUCGGCCUUGAAAGGAAAGAAUAUAUUCAGCUAGUAGAGCAGCUAAGAAACACUAUAGCUCUAGAUGCUGACAUUGCUGAGCAAAAGCUCUAUUGGGCUGACUUCAGCCAAAAAGCAAUCUUCAGUGCCUCUAUUGAUACCCGUGACAAAGUUGGAAAGCACAUCAGAAUCCUAGACAACAUACACAGCCCGGCUGGAAUUGCUGUUGACUGGAUUUACAAGAACAUCUACUGGACCGACUCAGCUGCAAAGACCAUUUCGGUGGCUAGCCUAGAUGGCACGAAAAGGAAGGCUCUGUUUUUCUCUGAGCUGAGAGAGCCAGCUUCCAUAGCUGUAGACCCUCUCUCUGGCUUUAUGUACUGGUCAGACUGGGGUGAGCCAGCAAAAAUUCCUAAUGGAAUUGCUCUAGAUCUUGUAAAAAGCCGUCUGUACUGGCUUGAUUCUAAACUACAUAUGCUGUCCAGUGUGGACCUGAAUGGCCAGGACCGAAGACUUGUGUUAAAGUCUCAUAUGUUCCUUCCUCAUCCUCUUGCUGUAACAAUAUUUGAGGACCGCGUGUACUGGAUUGAUGGGGAGAAUGAGGCAGUUUAUGGUGCCAACAAGUUUACUGGAUCUGAAUUGGUUACCCUAGUAAACAACCUCAAUGAUGCCCAGGACAUUAUUGUGUAUCAUGAGCUUGUUCAGCCUUCAGGCAAGAACUGGUGUGAAGAGAACAUGGCAAACGGAGGCUGUAGCUAUCUGUGCCUGCCUGCUCCUCAGAUAAAUGAACACUCUCCAAAGUAUACGUGUGCGUGUCCUGCUGGAUACUUCUUGCAGGAGGAUGGUCUGAGAUGCGCAGGAUUCAACAUCAGUGGAACAGUGUCUGAAGUAACUGCUGCCAGAGGGACAUCGGCUGCUUGGGCUGUUCUUCCUGUCUUAUUGCUGGUGAUGGCUGCAGUGGCUGGCUACUUCAUGUGGCGUAACUGGCAACACAAAAACAUGAAAAGCAUGAAUUUUGAUAAUCCUGUCUACCUGAAAACAACAGAAGAGGACCUCACAAUUGAUAUUGGAAGACACAGUAGUUCAGUAGGACAUACCUAUCCUGCAAUAUCCGUCGUGAGCACAGAUGAUGAUAUGGCGUGAGCGUUGGAUCAGCCAUCACUUUGAGUUUACUUGUAUUUUACACUUUUGGGGAUAAUAACCAGGCUUGUGGCUGAGACUUCCUCCAUUCUUGGAAGAAUGAAGAUACUUUCUGUAUGUAUGGACACUUAUGUAAAUACCUAUUUUAUACAGCUUAACAGCAAACCUUGUAAAUAUCUGUCCACAACAAUUCAGCUUUUAGUGGUUACCGUUUUAUCAGUAACCCUUGAAUUGGUCGGUCAGUAACACCACUGGCCAAAUAUAAAGCACUUUCCAUAGAAAGCCAUAUUCCAGCCACAGCUUGUGCUAUAGUGUAACACCUGUACAUAUGUGUAUAGGCCACUUGUAAAUAUUCCUGAAGAACCACUAUUAAGCACUUUGAAAUACUUCAAAUGUAAAUUAUUGUACACUGUGUUUUUUCAAUGGUUGGGGCAAUGGCAAUAGGAAAAAACGGGUUACUGUGAUUGCCAAAAAUUUGUAAACGUCAGUAAUUUUGUAUGUAUGAGUGAAACAAUCUUGUCUGUUAUCUCUUAGAGGUAUACAGGUAUGAAUGCUCUUUGAGAAACCCACUGUAAAUUUUAAAUGCAGAGGAGGGAAAAUAAAGAUAAGCAGUUAAAUUGGUCUCCCUUAUUACGAUACUACUGAAGUAGAAUAGUAAAUGUCUUAAGUAGCCCCUCUUGUUACAUGUGUAAUGGCAGAAGUCAAGAGUGCAUGCACAAGUAAGCUGGUGUCCCCUUGGCUGUGGGAGCAGAGGCAAUCUCUUGUUCUGAGUGGGGUGAAGCUGCCUGUGAUGACGGUCAAACGUGUGAACAAGGCUGGCCUGUGUGCCUUGCAGUCCUUGGUGCUUUGCCUUCAGCAGAUGGAGUGCGUGGAUCUGCCAAGCUCCUCUAGCGCUCUGGGUUGUACCUUGGGAGCUGUUUCCUCAGCCGAAAGACCUGUUAGACCUGUUAUUUUAGACCACUGGUUAACCACAGCGGCUCUAAGACCAUUUGAAGUACUGGAGCCUUCCGCUUGGAUGACUGAAGAAUAAAUGGUCCACUGUUGUGGCUCUAGGAAGGUGGGAUUUGUCUCGCUGCUGGUGACUGUCUAGUACCAUGCUGCUCAUUCUGGUGUUAGCAGCGUGAAGUCUGUUUCUUCCUCACUGACUGUAUGAGCCUAGUUCAUUGAGGCAGUAGAGAAGGAUCAAGGCUGUGUUAACUUGCAGGUUCUGUGGCCUUCAGACACUUGGCUUCGUGAUCAAGUCUGAAGCCAGGAAAUGGGAAAUUUUUGUGCUUUUUAGCCUAACUGCUUGGAAGUCUCCAGCUGAGCAAAAGCUGGCUUUCCUAGCCAGCAGUAGCUUAUUAAUGACGAAUUCUUGUCCUGUGUAAAGUCAUUCUUCCCUCCUCUGAUGCUACAAGAUCUUGGCCUUGAAUUGCCACCCUCGUGAAAAAUGGCAGGAAGUGCUGCUUUAUUGCUCAUCCUACAGCAGGUAAAAUACAAAGAAUAACUUCUCCCUCAAGGUGAACAUUUUUUUUGUUUGUGUUUUUGAUUGGAUGCAGGUUCAAGGCUACCAGUAGAAGACAUGGCUUGGGAGAAGCUGAAGUUUCCCAGCCAUGCUUUGGUGAUGACUUGUUAAAUCAUUCUCGAUCAACAACAUUUCUAAAAUAGUAACAAUAAAAAAAAUCACAAUGGAACUUGAAUCAGUUCCUGGACUUAGUUCUAAUGCCCAUUCUCAUUGCAACUGUUCUUUUGUGUAUUGUGGGCUCCUUUCCUCACAGAUGAGGAUAGCCGCCAACUUCUGCGGAUUAAAAAUGAGUUGUUUCUAGCAAGUUACUUCUGUUCUGGGAGUUGGGGCUUUAGCCAGCUAUGCCUGGCAGCUCUUGUCUAACUCCAGACGUUUUCAGUAAUUGGAAUGCAUGUGGACUAAAAUUACUUAGCAAAGAUCAGGGAGUAAGGAAACCUCUAAAGUUUCUGGCCAAGAAUAUUGUAUCUAUUUUACUGAAUAGCUUCUGUGAUAAGGUGGGAGGAGAGGUGAUUUUGAUUUUUUUUGUUGUGUUUUUUAGUAGCCUAGUCUUGUAAGGACUACUAAUUUUUGGACAGAAUUCAACUUUUUCAAUUAGAUUUCUAGCUCUAGAUAUUACAACAUAUUUUUAUGGAAAUGUUACAGACCCUAGAAUAGUGCAUGGGUUUUUUUUGGCCAGCUUGUUGGUUAUGAAGUUCCAUGGCAACUAUAAAUACGCUCUUUGCCUCUCUAAUCUUUAAGCAGAAAAUGUACCUCUCCAGUUUCUUGGUAUUAAACUACUGGUAGCAAGGAACUUUACCAAGUGGCACAUUGAAUAGACCAGUAAAGAUGUUUCCUCCAGUUAACAUUCAGCAUUGGAGUUACAGCUUAAAAAUCAGUUUUCAGAAUCUGAGUUCUUACAAACCCCAAGACCUCAAUUUCUGUUUUUUGACUUUACCUCAGCGUACUGAAUGAAGUUGUCGAAGCCGGUAUGUUAGAGCACAAAAGUAGUUUCCAUGGUCUGUAAGGAGACUUAACAUUUAUCCUGAUAAAACUUCUAUGCAUUCAAACAGCAGAAGGGGAGUGGAGUGGGGGUUGUUGGCAGUAGCAGGAGAUGAUAUAAUAUCACCUCUUCUUAGCUGUAGAUGGUUUUUUUGGCUCUUAAUUUCUUUCAAGUUUAUUUUGCCCUGCCCUGUUUGCUUUUGUGUUAUGAAGUCCUUGUUUACUUCCACAGCCUGCUUGGAGAGUAGUCAGGGAUGCGUUCUGUAAAAACACAUCCAGCUUGAGCAGACAAAUGCUUUACUAUCUUUGAACAAUUUUUUUUUUCCUUGACAUUUGGGAGUCUCUUUGCUUUAUUGCUCUUUCAUGUGACAUCUUUGGCACCUAUGAAGGGUGAUAUAGCUGCACUGAAGUCCCUCAGAAGGAGCCUGUAGCAGAGCUAAUUGCUGUUAAAAAUCAUCCUGAGAAUUUGGCCUUGUUUCAGCUGUCUUACUGCAGGCUCAUAGGUUCCCAGAGCAAUGGGACAUCAGUAACCUGUUUAGUUGGAUUUUAUUGGCAACUUGACUUAUGCCCCAUAAAGCAUUUCCUGCCAAUAAGAUACAUAAACAUGGUUUCAGUGGCUUAUUCAAGUAGUAUUCCAUGCUGGCUUUUUUACCUCAGCUGAAAUCAAACCUCUCUAGUUCUCAAUACCAUUUAAUGUCUGUUCAGCAUCUGUUAGCUAGUGUGAGUGCAGAGCUGGAUAUAAAGUGAGCUUUUUCUUUAUCUUACAGUUAUUCAGAUUUCUGUACUGUUACACUGUUCCCCUGCUCCCAUGUCCUUUUCCACCUAUUUGAUCUGCUUUGAGCGGUAGUGUAAAAUCUACAAGACUGACAAAAAUAGAUGACAGACAGAAAGGGAAUUCAUGUGUCUUACUACUUCCCGUCUUUUCUCUACCCUAUUUGUUCCCCAGAUAUUUGUAGUGUGCCUUUUUUGCAAGGUAACUGUAUUUUCCAUCUAUCUAAUGGAAAUGUCUAGGGUUUUUUUUUUAACCAGAUGUUUGCUAAAACACAGUGCAGAUGCAUUCAUUUACUUUUAUGGGGUGCUGAAUCCUGCUUGAUUAAGAAGGGAUGGGGACAAAGAGCCAGGCUGGAAGAAAGAGGAUGGGAGACUUCAGAUAAGGGAAAAGCUUAUAGCUGUGGAAGCACUUUCCUCUGUAACCUUAGACACAAGGAAAGGCCUGCCUCUUCUUGCUGUAGUCCUGCCACAGCAAGCCUGCAACUCCUCGGCAAAUAAAUGUGCUGCUCUUCCUUGUUUGAAGCUGGAGCGCAAGGCAACUGCAACCGUGUUGCUGCUGUUGUCACAUACCUGAAAGAGGGUGCUU
Messenger RNA from Struthio camelus australis, 6278 nucleotides. The record is from RefSeq and is a predicted model, not a curated record. NCBI's taxonomy places the organism in Eukaryota, Metazoa, Chordata, Aves, Struthioniformes, Struthionidae.